AGUGAAAUUGAUUUUCUACAUCUUGGGAAAGUAAUGUCAUCAAAUAUACAUAAUUUAAAUAAAGUCUUUAACGAAGGUGAUGAAAUCACUGCAAGAAUUGUUUAUUUAUCAAUCUCAAAUGAAGCAAAGACAAUUAGAUUGUCUCUUGAAUCACAUAUUCUUCAACUUGAACCAUCUAGAAAUGUAUUUCCGAUUGGUGUUCAACUAGGAGAGUUGGUCAAAGGCAAUAUAAUAAGGAUUAAAGAAGACAUUAUAACAUUAUCUUUGGAACACUCACAAAUUCAUGCUAAUCUCAAUAUAGCACAUUUGUCUGAUCACUUGUCACCUACUCAUCUUUCAAAUAUUGUUAAAUCGUUAAAGCCAGGUUACAUGUUAAAGGAUCUAAUAAUACUUUCAAAGAACGAUGAAAAAGGGUUUGUAAACGUAAGCAAUAAGCAUUUACUUAUUGAAGCUGCAAAAAAUGGUAAAUUGCCUAAAUCAAUACAAGAUGUUGAAGUUGGUAGCAUAGUACCAGGAUAUGUAAAAAGCGUUACAGAUUAUGCU
Racocetra persica is the source of this 543-nucleotide messenger RNA. The record is from the annotation of a GenBank genome assembly. NCBI's taxonomy places the organism in Eukaryota, Fungi, Glomeromycota, Glomeromycetes, Diversisporales, Gigasporaceae.